AUGCAGAUCACGUCUAAACUGCCAUGGUUCAACUUGCACAAGCAGCAGCUACAGCCUCGGGACCAAGGAGCCAAACUCUGUGACACCUGCUGUUCAGUGAAGGUGCACGUGAACGACGCGUACAACGGUGGCGGCAGCCUCCGCGUGCUGUUCAAGCCUAACCCUCACUACCCGGACGCUAAACCCUACAUAAGGUUGUUUGGUUGCGACUUCCCGCUCAGCCCUCUUGUGGUGAGCUACACCUUCAAGAACAUCAGCUCCGUCAUCACAAUUGGCCAGGACAUUGCCAUUGUUUUGAAGGCCAAAACUGCAGCAGGGGAGACGGGGGACAUCUUUCUAGGCGCGACGGUUGGCGUGCCGGAGGGUGGCAACUACAGGGUGACGCGAGAGAUCAUCGACCCCGAGGACAGUGAGGACCAGUCGGAUACUCACUGGCUCACUAGAAAGUUCCAGCUGGAGGACCUGCGAGGUGCAGACGGUGCCAUUCUUCAAGAGAUUGGCCUCCAUUUGUUCUGCGUCAAUAUGGAAGCUACCGUUUGCCUGCUGGGCCAACUUGACAUCUCACGGCCAGCCGUUGCAAAAGUCGUUCACAGUAACGACGACAGUGAUGACGAGGAACCAGAAAUGAAGCGGCAGCGAGAUCGCUAGGACGGGCUUUACACAAUUUAAAUCGAGUAAUAACAAAAAAGCGUUGCCUGCAAUGUACUGUGGGUUUGCUGAAUCGGCACAAGAGAAAGGUGAAACUGCAUAACGCUAUGCUAAACACGCAGGGUUUGUCGAGGGAGCGACGAAUUGCCCAAUAUACAGAUGCGUAAAAAUGAUACGUGAGGCUAAUUCAGUCGAAUAUAACGAGUACGAAUUAACAAAGUAUCUUGCCAAGAUCGGCGUGUAACAAAUACAGCCAAACCCAAAUAUACAGUGGAGACUC
Dermacentor andersoni is the source of this 928-nucleotide messenger RNA. RefSeq lists its product as uncharacterized. NCBI's taxonomy places the organism in Eukaryota, Metazoa, Arthropoda, Arachnida, Ixodida, Ixodidae. The record is from RefSeq and is a predicted model, not a curated record.